AAUAAAGAUCCAGAGAUUACCCCUACAAUGCUACAAACUUUACCUCUAUAUUACUAUGUAGGUACAGAAGUAUGGAUUCGAUUUAGAGGGUAUAAAUUAUAAUAUUAGUGUAAAAAAUAAAUAUUACUUUUAUUUUCAACUUAUUUAUUGUUUACACCACAAAAAUACUGAAAUAAAUACAAAGGUACAUAAUUAAAAAAAAAUGUUAUUAAUAUUUUUUCUAAAAACAUUAAUUCCUCUGAUUAAAAAACACGAAAAUGACAAAUUAUUUGACAUGACAGUUGGUUAGGUACCUAACACAAACAACAAUAGUGUGAAUAAUUAGAACAUGAUUUAACUUAAUAAAUAAAAUGGAAAAUUUAAAAAUAAGUGGAAAAUAAAAGAAAGCUUUCCAAUGCACUGUAAAAUACCUACUGGUCCAUGAAAAAUAUUAUAAGCAAUGGUGUAAAAAAAGAAGACUGGAUGCCCUGUCCUAAAGAUGAAGUAAACUACCCAGGUCUGGCUUACUUAUGCCCUUUAGGGGAGCUGAUAGUAGCGGAAGAACCGGAUACCUUGCACAGUUUGAUAGGGCUCAAAGAUAUUAGCUACACCAUAUACAACAAUGAAGGCCAAAAGGUAUUUUUAGCUGUCAAGAAAGGUCAAUAUAAAUUCGUAAUCAAAAUUUACAACUAUUAUGGAAAUGAAAUAAUAGAAGUCCAAAAACCUUCUGAGUGCGUAAACAAAGCUUUAAUUUGGGCUCCACCUGGGAAUUUCGUGGGAUCCGUUGAAAAAACGAAAUCUUGCCCCAAAACUUACCUUGUAAAGAACCAUUUAGGUGAAAAGGUUCUAAAAAUAAAAGCAAGACAGUACUUGAACAAUAGUGGAUUCAACAUCUUUUCAAACGGCGACCUAAUUGGGCUAAUCAGCGCUAGAUGGCGUUACGCAGUUUCUUUUCCUAUAGAAAUGGAUUUCGCUAUUAAAAGCAUUUUACUUGGAGCCUGUUUUCUAAUAAGUUGGAAAAAGCCCCUGUUAGGCUCAUGAUUUUUUAAAACAAAU
Messenger RNA from Bicyclus anynana (squinting bush brown), 1035 nucleotides. RefSeq names its product phospholipid scramblase 2-like. Gene Ontology annotation, biological process: plasma membrane phospholipid scrambling. The record is from RefSeq and is a predicted model, not a curated record. Gene Ontology annotation, molecular function: phospholipid scramblase activity. The transcript has a single exon. The coding region runs from base 421 to 1020 and encodes 199 amino acids. Gene Ontology annotation, cellular component: plasma membrane. Lineage: Eukaryota; Metazoa; Arthropoda; Insecta; Lepidoptera; Nymphalidae.